AUGGGGGAUUUCAACUCCGUCGUUACAAAGGAGGAAACGACCAAUUACAGUUCUUUCUCUACGCAAAGGAGUUUGGAUUUUGUGAGCUGGAUCCACGAUGAGGGGUUUAUUGAUCUUGGCUUUUCGAGGCCCAAGUUAACUUGGGUAAUGGAUGGGUCAAAAGAUGCUAUCAAAGGGGCACGCCUUGAUCGGGCCCUUUGUAAUUCGGUUUCCAGAUGCGAUGAUGGAACACCUGCCUCCAUUUGCCUCAAAUCAUGCUCGCUUCUGUUACGGCUUCACGGGGGGAAGAAAAAUACUACUACUCACCACUUCCGGUUCCAGGCUGCAUGGCUCACUCACGAAGAUUUGCAAAAAAUGGUUUUUGGGAAUAUUCACAAACGCAAAAGAGUCCUUAUGUCCAGGCUUGGCGGCAUUCAAUGGAUUCUAGCCAAUAAUUUCCAUAGCGGUUUGGUUAAACUUGAAAAGAGGCUGCAAGUUGAAAUGGAAGAUAUCAUUUAUCAGGAAGAACUGAUGUGGUUUCAGAGAUCUAGAGAAGACUGGAUCACGUCGGGAGAUAGAAAUACUGCCUUCUACCAUGCUGCUACUACUAUCCGGAAUUCACGCAAUAAGGUCACGAGACUUUUAGAUGAUAGUGGAACCUAG
Ipomoea nil (Japanese morning glory) is the source of this 642-nucleotide messenger RNA. RefSeq lists its product as uncharacterized. The record is from RefSeq and is a predicted model, not a curated record. Bases 1 to 642 code for a protein of 213 amino acids. NCBI's taxonomy places the organism in Eukaryota, Viridiplantae, Streptophyta, Magnoliopsida, Solanales, Convolvulaceae. The transcript is spliced from 2 exons.